This is a messenger RNA of Hemiscyllium ocellatum (epaulette shark), 3590 nucleotides long. RefSeq names its product DEAF1 transcription factor (gene deaf1). Gene Ontology annotation, molecular function: DNA binding; DNA-binding transcription factor activity, RNA polymerase II-specific. Gene Ontology annotation, biological process: regulation of transcription by RNA polymerase II. NCBI's taxonomy places the organism in Eukaryota, Metazoa, Chordata, Chondrichthyes, Orectolobiformes, Hemiscylliidae. The transcript is spliced from 14 exons. Gene Ontology annotation, cellular component: nucleus. The record is from RefSeq and is a predicted model, not a curated record. Bases 65 to 1843 code for a protein of 592 amino acids.
UUCGGCCUCACUCGGGCUUACGGGAAGGUUCGGCAGUGGCCGGUCGCCGCUCGGCGAGAGGACGAUGGAAGCGAAGGGAAUCGGCAUGGAGUCGCCUGAAGUGACGGCGGUUUCGGUGAUGGGGGAAGAACAGAUCGACAUUGCCGAGCAACUGCCGAGUACGGACGAGGGCGGCUUCGCAGAAGUGACAACGGUGACUGUGGGCAAUAUGACUGGACCUGCGGACAAUGUUUUUACAACGUCUGUUGCGAAUGCCUCCAUAUCAGAGCAUGUACUGUCGGGAAGAACUACACUUCAGAUUGGAGAAGGACUCCCUACCGACAAAGCAACCCUAAUAGUAGUUCACACGGAUGGAAGCAUUGUGGAAACUACUGGGCUGAAAACACCCAGUGCACCUAUCACUCCAGGUCCACAGAUAGCUUCAACUCCUCUGACAUCAGGCCCGGACAAAGAGGGAACAAAAUAUAAUUGGGACCCUUCUGUGUAUGAAAAUGAACUUCCAGUCAGAUGUCGAAACACCAGUGGAAUUUUGUUCAAAAACAAAUUAGGUUCGGGAGGACGGGGUCGUUGCAUUAAACAUGGAGAGAAUUGGUACACUCCCACGGAGUUUGAAGGAAUGGCUGGGCGAGCCAGUAGCAAAGAUUGGAAAAGAAGCAUACGGUAUGCUGGACGACCCCUCCAGUGUCUGAUACAAGAUGGCAUCCUAAAUCCUCAUGCAGCGUCAUGCACCUGUGCUGCUUGUUGUGAUGACAUGUCUUUGACUGGUCCAGUCAGACUGUUCGUCCCUUACAAAAGACGCAAAAAGGAAAGUGAACAAAGUACGACCCCAGUCAAAAAGGAAUCUCCCAAGAACAUUACUUUACUGCCAGCAACAACUGGAACAACCUUUACAGUGACACCCGCUGGGCAAAUCACUCCUUCCGGGACUCUGGCGUUUGAACGAACAUCUACAGCAGAUGCUACUGCCAUUAUUUCAGACAGUGCGGCACAGGGGGAUGUCUUCACAAAUACAACAGAGGAUGGCAUUCACCAGACACAGCCCUGCCGAGACUGGUGGUGGGAUACAGCAAAUAAAACCCCUUACCCCCUACAAGCGCAUGAGGCUCACCGCCAGGGAGGCCGUACAGGGCUGGGGGUUCCUGAAGUCUGUGGAGACAAUGGAGCUCAAGGGAGACCACAAACCCAGGUGGAAACCAAUACAACAGUACCCUCACGCUCAUCUCCACAGUCUGUAUCACCGACAUCACUGGGAGCAGCUGCCAGCCCAGACACGCACACAUCAAAGAGUAUUAGUGAAUUUGAGGAGGGAACACAAGUGUUAAGCUCACUCCCUGCCCUUGCAGUGCCAACUCCUUCCACCCCAACCAAAACCAUCUCAUCUACAGCCUUGAAUGGAUUAGAGGUAGCUGAGCAGCGCAGCUGGCUGUACCUAGAAGAGAUGGUCACCUCAUUGAUGGCCACAGCUCAGCAGCUAAAGACACUGAUAGAGCAAGCAAAGCAAGCCAGCAUCGCUUCAAAAGAUGGCGCGAUUGCACAAGCCAAACUGCAAGCAGAUCGUGAAAGGAAAGGGAACCUAAACCAGUACCAGAGCCAGGUGCCAUUUCAUUCAGCUGAGGAUGUGGAUGGUAAAACUGAGAUCAUCAUUAAGCAAACCUGUGUGAACUGUGGGCGGGAGGCAAUGAAUGAGUGUACUGGAUGUCACAAGAUUCAUUACUGUUCAACAUUUUGUCAACGAAAGGACUGGAAGGACCAUCAACACGUGUGUGGGCAACCAACAGCACUCACUGUACAGGCAGAGGAGGUGCAGGUGACAGAUGUCGAUGUGGAGAAAGUCAAAGUUUGAGGGUCCUGAAAAGAAUUCAGCAUAUUGACUCGAGUGACUAGGAUAGUGAAAACAUAGAUUCAAGCUUCAAGAACAUAAUGUUCUUAUUUUGGAGGCCUGACUUUUUAUUGUUUGAGUACAUUGCAUUACAAGAAAAUGUUGAUACCUGCUCAUGAGCUAUUGAUGAGUACCUUGAGAGGCAGGUUAAGGGUUACUUAAAUAUUACACAGACCCACUUUUCAUCAAACUGCAGAAAAAGCCCUGUGGAAAUAUUGCAAAAUGUGCCACAAUUAGGUCUUUGACUUGUUACUCAGCCAUCGUUGCCUGUCCUUGAUUUGUUUUCUCUGUUUAGCCUUACACGGAGUCUGAGGUACUGGUCUUUUUAUAUAUGUCUAUCAGACACACAGACAGAGGCACACAUCUUCAUUCACUUAUGCUCUCAGAAACCCUCCUACACACACUUAUUCCCUUGCACACCUUCUCAGGCAUCUUCAUGCCUUCUCAGUUCUUAAUACCCUCCCACACACUGUCAUCUGGUUGAAGCGAAGUAGCCAGGAGAAGGGGAGCAACCUUAUUCAGAUGAAGGCUGAUUUGGGGAUUGAGAGGAGGGGUAGGCCUCUAGUUCUGCAUUUUAAAAAAAAUUAAUUUCACUGCUGAGGAAAGUUGCUAUCAAGGAUAUACCUGAUGAACUCUAGUUCAUACUGUUGUCUCAACCAAUGAGGGCUGCAUCCUCCUGUUGUCACUUUCUGACCUCUAACCUAAAGAUUGACUAUAUGUAUCCCAAUCUAGUAGAUUACUUCUAGAAGGUUUCAUGGCAGGGAAAAGGCAUGCCCUUGAUGCAGUGAUUGAUGAAGAGCUUCUGGCUUUGAGCUAGCAGUGUCUCCUUGUACAUGAGGCAGUAUUCAGACAACUUAAAUGAAUGGAAAUCAUCAGUAUGUGUAACCAGGUGGACCAUGGUUUUGUAAUAGCCUAGUUGUUAAUAAGUUUACACCAUCACUGUGAUCUUGGAUUGGAGAGAUGACAGGUUGUAUGUCAAAAACAAAUAUAGCAACAUUUGAUGUUACUUUUGUGUUAAUAGAACAAUUUGAAUUUUGCAGUAAACUAUAUUAUUAAUCCAGUAAUGCUAAUGGCUGAGUAAAUCAAGUAAUAAAGAAAUAUUGUAAGUUAGUGACACACAAAUGUAUCAUAACGAGGCAGAAACUGAUCAGAUGGGGGUUCUGAGAAGGUUUAAUGAAAUCAGGAGCAGUUUUCUUGGAAGCUUAAUCAUUGUUGAUUAAAUGAUUGCUGUAUCUACAAUGUUGCACUUGGAACACUUACAAAAAUGCUUGUAUGCAUGUGUGGAUUAUUCUUGGUAGUCCAGGCAUUAACUGCAUCAUCGUUUUUCUUAAACUUGGAAACUGUGUUUCUGGAUUGCUUCUUGUGAGGAGCGGCAAAAUUUGUAAUGAAUGGAAUGUCUCCAAGAGAUUAAAGCAGAAUUUCUCCUUUCUGGGAAAGUGAACCUUUUUUGCCAUUGGAAAUGAAUACUUGUAAAUAAAGGUGUAAAUUGCUGUGAGGGGUUUGUACAUCUGGAGAAAAAUGGGGGUGACUGUAAUGAUGCCCUUCCCACCAAGUGUUAAUUUUGAUAAAAGGGGCAUAUUUGAUGUACUUUAUGCAAUUUCCAUUGCCAUUAUCAAGUUAUUCUUGUAUUUUGUAAGUUUUGUGUAUUUUUAAUUUUGACAAAGCAUGCUUGUAUACAUGUUCAAUAAACAAUGAUAGUAUUUUAUAGAAA